AUGGCCACUGACGGUCUCUUCUUCCAGAUAUUUACCCGUGUGCAUCCUCGCACACAGGUGCCCAUAGUGGGCAUCCUGGUGUUCGGGUUCCUCAUGCCCCUCUUGGCAGUGCUGCUGGACCUUGAGGCACUGAUCCAGUUCCUGUCCAUUGGCACCCUGGUCACCCGCCCUGUUGUGAACACCAGCAUUAUUGUGCUACGCUUCCAAAAGUCUCCUCCAUCUAGUCCCUUGGGCUCAGACAUCGUGUGCAGCUACGAGCUCAGAACAGCCAGCGUGCCAGCAGCUGGCUUGGUGCUCCUCUCAGCUGCCCACCAUGGCCUGGGGACUGCCCAGCACUGCCAGAAGCUGAACCGGCUGAAGCCACUGGAGGAGUCCACCACGGAGACGUCGCAGCAGCGCCACCUGACCAUGCUGGAUCUGAUCCUGCUGGGCAUGGGUGCUACGAUGGGCUUGGGCCACUACAUCCUCACGGGCACUGUGGCCAAGGAGAUGGCCGGCCCUGUGGUGCUCGUGUCUUUCAGUCCAGCAGGAGCUGAGAGCAUGGGCUCCCCAGGGGCCGGGACAGGCUGGGGGCUUCCGGAUUACAGAACUGAGAAGCGUGUGAUGACCAACUGGCAGCUGGGCGCCCUGCAGAGGUGGCUGCAGCGGGGGGUCACGGCCUAUGUGGUGGGGUGGGCCUUCCUCACCAAAAACGGCUACCGGGAGCAGGACCUGGACCCCCAGGUUUCCAUCAUCUCCAAACUCAAAGGGGUUUCCUAGACCCAGAGGAAGGAGCUGGGGAACCGGCUGUGGGAGGUGGCCGACUUCAUGAAGCCACCACAGGGGGAGAACGUGUUCUUCUCAGAGCCCAGUCUCCUUGUGACACCAGAACAAGUUCAGGGCAGAUGCCCAGAGGCAAGCACCCUCCAUCCACUGGGGACCUGCUGGGCUGACGAGGACUGUCCUGAAGGGGAGACAGGGACGCACAGCCACAGCAUAAAAACGGGCCAGUGUGUGGUGUUCAAUGGGACCCACAGGACCUGUGAGAUCCGAGGCUGGUGCCCCGGGGAGAGCAACACUGUGCUGGUGAAGCCCCCGCUGGUUCAGGCUGACAACUUCAUGCUGUUCCUCAAAAACACGAUCACCUUCAGCAAGUUCAACCUCUCCAAGUCCAAUGUCUUGGAGACCUGGACACCCUAUUUCAAGUGCUGCCGUUAUGACCCACGCUUCAGCCCCUACAGCCCUGUGCUCCACAUCAGGGACCUUAUGGCCACAGCUGGAGGGGUCUUGAGGACCUGGCAUUGCUGCCGGGGCGGUGCUGUGAGCAUCCCCGGCCUCUGGGAUUGUGACCUGGACGCUGGGGGCUCUGACUGCUGGUCCCCCGACUCCUUCCAGCUGCAGGAGAGGAGCUACAACUUCAGGACAGCCACUCACUGGGGGGAGGCCUCAGGCAUGGAGGUCCAGAGCCUGCUCCAGCUCUGUGGGGUCUGCUUCAACAUCCUCCUCACUGGGGAGGGAGGGGCCAGGCCAGUGUGCAUGCAGAAUCAAGGAGUUGGAGGCAUCUAUGGUAGACGUAACAUGGCCUUCAAGAGACCAGUGGGAGUGCAGGGUGGGCCUGGGGACCCUGAGGAUGGGGCCCUACAGCCACCAGUUGGGGCCCAGGUGCUCGUGCUCCCACCUGCAUGCGUGUGUCCCAUCCUGAGCCUUCGUCCCAAAGCCCUGUGGAGUCGGCAGGGAGAGAGGCAGAUGGAGCUGCGGGCCCUGAGCUUGGAAACAGCUGUUGCCUCAGUCUGCACGUGGGUGUGCGCCCCCAGGGGAACCAUGUAG
Messenger RNA from Equus quagga, 1806 nucleotides. RefSeq names its product P2X purinoceptor 6-like. Lineage: Eukaryota; Metazoa; Chordata; Mammalia; Perissodactyla; Equidae. Gene Ontology annotation, cellular component: nuclear inner membrane; plasma membrane. The record is from RefSeq and is a predicted model, not a curated record. Gene Ontology annotation, biological process: response to ATP; monoatomic cation transmembrane transport. Gene Ontology annotation, molecular function: extracellularly ATP-gated monoatomic cation channel activity; purinergic nucleotide receptor activity; ATP binding.